AUGCCUUCCACUCCCGCCGACCAUCCUAAGGCGGCGGAAACAACCGCCGCCUCUGCCACUACGCUCUCCGAUGUCCACCCCGACAUAAUCCAAACCCAUAUCCUCACGCGCCUCGCCGGCCCCGCCAUUGCCUCCGCCGCAACCACGUGCUCCCAGCUCCAUACGCUCGCCUCGCACGAGCCCCUAUGGAAAAAAACAUGCCACGCCACGUGGCCCUCCACUCUCGCGCCACGCGUCCGAGACGUCAUCGACACGUUCCCCGAGGGCCAUCGCUCUUUCUUCGCGGACUCCUUCCCCUCCCCGUGCGUUUCCAAAAUUCUCCCGAGAAACCCACACUCGCGGGAACUGAUCUCAGCCGUUGAUCUCUUCCACGGCGAACGGCUGAUAUUGUCUAAAGUGGUGGAGACGGAAACUGCGACCGAGUGGUUCCGGUGCUCGCCUUUCCGAAUCGAUGUGGUUGACCCGAAGGAUGCAGUGCGGGCGGGCGUGACGUAUCCGGUGGACGAGGCCACGUGUCGGGAACUGGAGGAGAAGCUGAGGUUGACGUGGGUGGUGAUCGACCCGGCGGCGCGGCGCGCGGUGGAUGUGUCGAGUGGGACGGCGGUGGCUGUGGAGAAGCACUGGCUGAGCGGGGAGGUGGUGGUGCGGUUCUCGACGGCAGCAGGGGAGGAGGCACUGUGCGGGGUGGCGGUGACGUGGGGGACAGAAAUGCAAGUGAGGGAAGUGAGUCUGCAGAUGGAAGACUUGGAUGGGAUGCAGAUGAACGGAAGGGAGAGUUUGGUAAUUUUGCAGGGGGCAUUGAGAGGUACGAGGAAGAAGAAAAAGGAGGGUGGAGAAGGGUUUAGGGAGUUUUUGAAGAGAAAGAAAGAAAGAAAAGAAGGGAAGGUGAGAGCUGAAGGGAGACUGGACAUGGUGUGUGUGGGUCUUGUUGUGUUGGCCAUUGUUUCUUCUUCUCUUCUCGUUUUCUGGAGAUGGCACCACUAA
Messenger RNA from Sphenostylis stenocarpa, 984 nucleotides. NCBI's taxonomy places the organism in Eukaryota, Viridiplantae, Streptophyta, Magnoliopsida, Fabales, Fabaceae. The record is from the annotation of a GenBank genome assembly.